This is a messenger RNA of Sebastes umbrosus (honeycomb rockfish), 4129 nucleotides long. RefSeq lists its product as uncharacterized. The record is from RefSeq and is a predicted model, not a curated record. Bases 1 to 3351 code for a protein of 1116 amino acids. The transcript is spliced from 2 exons. Lineage: Eukaryota; Metazoa; Chordata; Actinopteri; Perciformes; Sebastidae.
AUGGCUCCCCAGACUUGUCGGUUCUGUGGGGCAGCCAUGGACAUUCGCGACGGUCACCGUGAGUGUCCGUCUUGUUUGGGCAUGGCGCAUUUAAUGGAUGACGUUGAUUGCCCAUGUCCAGCAGCCAUUGAUCUGCCUCUGGAGGAAAGGGCCCGAAGGGCUAGGCUUGAGGGGCAUUCCCAACACACUGCGGCAGCUGCUCCCCCUAGUAGGGAACGAGAGCGUCGCACGGAAAACCGCUCCCGCAAGCGUAAACAGGGGCAGUCCCAGGGGCAGGGAAAAAAACGUGCCACAGAGACUAACUCUCCGCCACUGCAGAGUCCAGCCCCACCUGUAGAUGGGGCAGGGGGGCAGGAGGAUACUCAGUGUCAAAUCCUGGCCGCCAUUCGUGGUCUGGCAGACAGGGUGAGUAGAAUGGAAGCUCUGAGAGCAGCUCCACUGACUGCGGCUUGUUCGGAGGGGAUCUCCCCUAGGGACUUGCCGGCAUAUGAAGAACAUCAGACAGAUCACCCUGAUGCUAUAUCACUUUAUGCUCAGGUUUCUCUCUUGGAGGACGAGGGUCACACAGAGAUUGCUGAAGAGUCACAUUGCCUUAGCCUAUCUCACACAGGUGAGUCUGCGUCCGUAGACGAUGGUACUGGCGAUUCUGUUCCCAGUGAUGUGUUUUCAAAGGUUUUGAGUGCGGCUAAGAUUAUGGGCCUUUCAAUUCCAAUUGAAACCCCUAGCUCAUCGGAGGGAGUCUGGGCUGGCAUCUCGCAGUCUCGCCCCUCAGUGACUAUUCCUGCAGCCGAGGAUUAUUGUCAGAUGUUAAGGAGGUCAUGGAAUAAUCCUGGUAGCGCCCCUCAGUUUAAUUCGGGGUGCAGGAGGCUAGCCAAGGCACAGUACCCCCAUGAGUCUGGUUUGGGCGAUAUGCCGCCUGUAGAGAGGGAAAUGGCAGCUUUAACCCCUCUAGGCCCAGAUAGGGUGACCACUAAUCCACACUGUCCUCGUAAGGAGUGCAAGAAGACAGACCACUUGGUUUGUAGGUCCUAUAAUGCAGCCGCCCGCGCGGCGUGUGCAGGAAAUGCACUCGCUCUCUUGUUAGCAGCGCUCAGAAGGACCGCUAGUGCGGGUGAUCAGGACACCAGAAACCUGAUAGAUGCGGCCCUGUCCACACACUCUCAGCUUACUCGUGACAUCGGUUCCGCUAUGUCGUCAGCCAUGAUGGCCCGCAGACAGAUCUGGCUAGCUCAGACAACCCUCCCCGAGAACAUCAGGAAGGAGCUUACCAACAUGCCGGUGGUACCAGGCGCCAGGGCUCAGGUGCACAAGGUUCGGGUGAUGCUGCAGGAAGACUGCGACUGCAGCAUCAAGGGUUUCAGCCCCGGCCUACAGCAAGAGGGGCUCCUCAAAGGAGACGCCCCCCCAAGGGUCCAGGGACCCAGGGGGCCUCUGCAUAGGAGUGGUGGGGCAGCCGCCAAGGUUCACUCCCAGCUACGCCUGGACAGCUGGGAGAAGGAAGUCUCAGACCCCUGGGUAGUGGCUACUGUUGCAAGGGGUUACAGAAUUCAAUUUCGGCGGCGGCCCCCACCUUUUUCCAGGGUCCAGAUGACGUUGGUCAAGGACCCAGUCCAGGCAAAAGUUCUGUCCGAGGAGAUUGCAAUCCUCCUUCAGAAGAAAGUAAUUGCGAAGGUAAGGCCCAGCGAACAGCAAGCUGGCUUUUAUUCAACAUAUUUCCUUGUUCCCAAAAAGGAUGGUGGGAUACGUCCCAUCCUGGACCUCCGGCGCCUAAAUACUUACAUAAAGGUUCUGCCGUUCAGAAUGCUGCACACACAGCACAUUCUAGAGUCGAUAGAGCAAGGGGAAUGGUUCACCACUAUCGAUCUAAAAGACGCGUACUUCCACGUCCCCAUUUGUCGGGCACAUUGGCAGUUUCUACGGUUCGCAUUUCAAGGGCAAGCUUACGAGUUCAAGGUCCUUCCGUUUGGUCUCUCCCUUUCUCCGAGAGUUUUCACCCGAGUGGUAGCAGCCGCUCUGUCACCACUCCAGAGGGCAGGCUUAAAGAUCCUGCCAUACCUGGACGACUGGCUGGUCUGCGCUUCAUCUCGCGAACAGGUCAUGCAGCACACCGAGAGGGUCUUAGCUCAUGUCCAAUCCCUUGGUUUCAGGGUGAACUUAAAGAAAAGCAACCUCGAACCGAGGCAGGAAACAGUAUUCUUGGGACUUUGCCUGAACUCACUUAUGAUGAAGGCGUCUCUUACCCCUCAGAGGGUUGCGAGAAUCCUAACGGUCUUGCGUAUCUUCCGACUGGGCAAACGCCUACAGUUGGUUCACUUUCAGAGACUGCUGGGGUUGAUAUCAGCAGCAGUGUUGGUGAUUCCGCUGGGCCUGCUCAGGGCUCGGCCCCUACAGCGGUGGCUGAAUGCGUUCAACCUCCAUCCACGGAGGGACAGGCAUGUGAAGCUCAGAGUGACUCAGUCAUGUCAGAGAGCUCUGAGCCCAUGGAGGGACCACAAGUUGCUCACACAAGGUGUACCCUUGGGCAAUCUGCCUUCAAGGAGGACUUUGGUGUCCACAGAUGCCUCCAUGACAGGCUGGGGAGCAGUCUGGGAGGGCAGAAUGGCGAGAGGUGUUUGGAAACCUCCAUGGGACACCGAACACAUCAAUGUGCUCGAGCUGAGGGCUGUGCAUCUGGCUCUCAGGGCCUUUCUCCCAUUCAUACGCGGCAGGCAUGUCCUGGUGAAGUCGGACAGCUCUGCCGCAGUUUACCAUGUCAAUCAUCAAGGAGGCACGAAGUCUCUGCGUUGCCUCAAGAUGGCACAGAGGCUUCUGCCUUGGGCUUUUCCACGUCUGGCCUCGCUAAAGGCUGUCUAUGUACCAGGGGUGCUGAAUCGGGCUGCAGACCUCCUCUCCAGAUCGGGGCCUCUCCCGGGGGAAUGGAGACUACACCCAGAGGUGGUGGCGAGUUUGUCGACUCAAUUUGGCAUGGCUCAGGUAGAUCUGUUCGCAUCCAAGGAGACAGCCCAUUGCCAGCUGUGGUUUUCCCUGAGGCCUCCAGGCGGUCCUCUGGGCCUGGAUGCUCUGUCUCACGAGUGGCCGAAGGGGUUACUGUACGCUUUUCCCCCACUACCAUUGAUUCCUCAUGUGUUGGACAGAAUCAACCGGGGGCACUACAAGGUUCUGUUGGUAGCCCCACGGUGGCCGGGGAGACAUUGGUUUCCGGCCCUCCUUCGCCUGGUUCACGGCCGACCUUGGCCCUUGCCACUCAGGGCGGACCUUCUGUCCCAGGCGGGAGGAAAAAUUUGGUAUCCCAAGCCAGCUGUUAUGCAGCUGUGGGCUUGGCCCCUUCUCAGUCUGUCUCUCAUGACCUGAGUGACGCUGUUCGGGAGACCAUAGAUAAUGCUAGAGCACCCUCCACACGCUACAAUUACAAGCAAAGGUGGAAGUUGUUCUCAUCGUGGUGCCACCAUAAAGGGGCAGAUCCCGUCACCUGCCCGGUGGCUUUGGUACUUGACUUCCUCCAGUCGCUGCUGGAUGCAGGUAGGGCAGCUAGCACCCUGAGGGGCUACACUGCGGCUAUUUCUACUUUCCAUGACACACUGGGGGGUCUUUCGGUAGGGAAGCACCCCAUAGUGUCCCAGUUUCUGAAAGGUGCUAACCGUCUGCGCCCAGGCAGGAGUUUACGGGCUCCAUCAUGGGACCUACCUUUGGUGUUGAGGUCCUUGGCUACAGCCCCAUACGAACCACUGGAACAGUCAGAUUUUAAGUUUCUGUCACACAAGACUGCAUUCCUUUUGGCCAUUUGCUCUGCCAAGAGGGUGAGCGAGCUACACGCACUGUCUGUGAGCAGCGAGCGCUUGAGGUGGAGAGCAGAAUAUGCAGGGGUGUCCCUGUGGCCGAACCCGUUCUUCCUCCCUAAAGUGGUAAGCCCUCAGACAGUGAAUCAGGCUAUUGAAAUGGAAACAUUCCAACCUGAUCCAUCUUGCCAAGAGGGAGCGGCUCUUCAUACAUUGUGUCCAGUAAGGGCACUGAAGGCCUAUGUUGAUCGUACUCGGACGCUGAGGCAGGCACACACUCAGCUGUUCGUUUGUUAUGGGGGCAAGAAGUUUGGUCACCCCCUGUCUAAGCAGCGUCUGUCCCACUGGUUGGU